AUGUCGGAAACUCCAACAUCAUUGUCGGUUAUUGGAGCUGGUCUACCAAGAACCGGAACGUUGAGUAUGAAAAAGGCAUUGGAAAUAAUUUACACUCAACCUUGUUAUCAUGGUUAUGAACUUGUGACCAGAAAACAAUGUGACAUUCCUAGAUGGCAAAUGCUUGUCGACGAGGUACGAACGACGCGUCGUGAAGAGAAGAUACAUAAAUAUUUAAGUGAGAUAUUGACUGGUUAUGGAUCUGUGGUUAAUACCCACGCGUGUUGGUUGUACAAAGAAAUGAUGACUUUAUACCCUAACGCAAAGGUUGUGCUAACAGUACGCGAUAAAAACGAUUGGUUGACCAGUUUUCGGCAAGUUAUAAUGCCAAAAUCAGAUGGUCCGCGUAGAAAGCAAUUCGAGGAAGCGAAACGACGUUCGGGAAUCCCUCUUGAUUUAGACAAACUUGCUACUGAUUCGUUUAAACUAGCAUUUCAAAAGAAUGAUAUUGAUUUUGAUGAUGAUGCAAUGUUACUUGAAUGCUACGAAGAACAUAUCAAAACUCUUCAGGAAAAUAUACCAUCUACACGUCUUCUGGUACAUCGACUUGGAGAUGGAUGGGAACCCUUGUGUAGAUUCUUGAAUGUGGAUAUACCAGUUAAUAUACCGUACCCCGAAGCUGGUAAACAGUCUGAUUUGCAAAAUCUGAGGGAAUUAAUAAAGAAUUGUGGAUCAAUUCAGGAUGUCGCUAGAAUGCAUCCAGGAAUUAUAUAA
Messenger RNA from Schistosoma spindalis, 753 nucleotides. NCBI's taxonomy places the organism in Eukaryota, Metazoa, Platyhelminthes, Trematoda, Strigeidida, Schistosomatidae. The record is from the annotation of a GenBank genome assembly.